GCGCCGCGUCCCAUUCAUCACGGUCACGAAGUUACGAGGCUUGGGUCAGCCGCCCCGUGAGCUCGUAGUAAUUGUACGUCGAGGCAAAACUCCUGCAACAUUUCGUGAGAGUCGGAUGGUGUUAUUUUACUAAGUAUCCAAGGAAAUGUCACGAUGAGAGUUCUCAAGUGUGUUUUAAUACUGUUGACGGCUUCGGUCGUUCCUUCAACUGAAGCUUAUGACUAUGAAUGCAAUACACCAUUGAUGGAUAAAGCUGUGCUCAGCGCAACUUCAUCAGCAUCCGACAGAGGCCCCAGUCAAGCGAGACUCAAUGGGAAUAGCGCGUGGUCACCCGAAGAUAAUACUUACAAUCAACUACUCACUAUGGACUUGGGAAACAGAUGUGAAAUACGGAGUAUCGCAACCCGGGGUCGUCGCAACACUAAAGAAUUCGUGACAGAAUAUAUCAUUCAAUAUUCGGAUGAUGGCCAGGCCUGGACUAGUUAUGAAAGCCAGGAUGGCGUCGAAGAGAUGUUCAAAGGAAACACCAACGCAGAAUCUAUAAAACUCAACAAAUUCGAAGUACCAAUCAUCGCUCAAUGGAUCAGGAUAAAUCCAACGAGAUGGCAAGAUCGAAUAUCCCUCAGGCUCGAACUUUAUGGAUGCGAUUACGUUUCCGAUGUGUUGUCGUUCAACGGUUCGGCGCUCGUGCGAAUGAAUUUAAUGAGAGAUCCGAUCGAGACCGAUCGCCACUCUCUUCGUUUUCGGUUCAAAACGAACACGGCGGACGGUGUACUCCUAUAUUCCCGAGGUACCCAAGGUGAUUUCAUAGCUAUUCAGUUGCGGGACAAUCGCAUGUUACUGAAUAUUGAUCUCGGAUCGGGAACCCCGACGAGCCUCUCGGUGGGAAGUCUUUUGGACGAUAAUAUGUGGCACGACGUGCUGAUAUCUCGAAACGGUACAGACAUUGAGUUUUCGGUCGACAGAGUUUUGGUGCAAGGUCGAAUCAAAGGAGAUUACCACAGACUCGAUUUAAACAGAAACUUGUACAUUGGCGGCGUCCCAAAUAAACAAGAAGGCUUGGUCGUUAACCAAAAUUUUACUGGUUGCAUAGGAAACUUUUAUCUGAAUAAAACGAGUGUAAUAAGGGAUUUAUACGAUGCGGAUUAUACCGGAGAAUAUCUGCAUUACCACCGAGUGAAUACGAUGAGAAAUUGUCCGGAGCCUCCCUUAGUACCUGUCACAUUUUUGACGCCUCGGACAUACGCACGUAUCGAGGGAUACGACGGUGUGACUUCGAUGAACAUUUCUCUCGCGUUCCGGAGCUACGAAGAGCGAGGGUUGAUCGUAUUUCACGAGUUUACUUCUCGAGGAUAUGUCAAGUUGUUCCUGGAGGACGGAAAACUCAAAGUAGAGAUCGAAACGAAGGAUAAUCCUCGCACGGUAUUAGACUAUUUUAACGAGAGAUUUAACGAAGGAAAGUGGCAUCAGGUUAUAUUAUCGAUAUCGAAAAAUCGUUUGAUUCUCAACGUCGACGGCCGUCCGAUGGUAACCAAGCGUCUUUUGGAUAUUUUGACCGGACCGAUCUACCUCAUCGGUGGUGGAAUUACAGGAAUGGGCACGAAUCGGGGCUUCGUUGGUUGCAUGAGAAUGAUUAGCGUCGAUGGUAAUUACAAAUUACCAACUGAUUGGAAAAAGGACGAGUACUGUUGCGACAAUGAAAUUGUUUUCGGUGCCUGUCAAAUGUUGGAUCGUUGCAAUCCAAAUCCUUGUAAACACUCCGGAAUUUGUAAACAAAAUUCUCAUCAAUUUACAUGUAACUGUACUGGGACUGGAUAUUCUGGAGCUGUUUGUCAUACCUCCUUGAAUCCCCUUUCGUGCGAGGCGUACAAACACACAAACGCGGUGAGUCAAAGAGCGGACGUAACGAUCGACGUUGAUGGCAGUGGCCCGCUAGAUCCAUUCCCAGUCACUUGUGAAUUUUACUCGGACAAUCGUGUUAUGACAGUUGUCAGACACAGCAAUGAGAUUUCUACGCCUGUCGAUGGAUUUGAGGAACCAGGAAGUUUUGUUCAGGUCAUCAAAUACGACGCUGACUUCGAUCAGAUUGAAGCCUUGCUCAACCGAUCCUCCAAUUGCUGGCAGCGAAUUAAUUACGCUUGUAAAAAUUCCCGUCUUUUCAAUACUCCAGUCGACCAGAAUGCUGAAUUCCGGCCAAAUUCUUGGUGGGUCAGCCGACAUAAUCAACGUAUGGAUUAUUGGGGUGGUGCAUUGCCCGGAUCACGUAAAUGCGAAUGCGGGGUACUCGGAAGUUGCGUUGAUCCAACAAAAUGGUGCAACUGUGACAGCGGAUUAGAAAGUUGGCUCGAAGAUGGCGGAGAUAUCACGGAAAAGGAACAUCUUCCGGUUAAACAAUUACAUUUUGGUGAUACUGGCACCCCGCUCGACGAAAAAGAAGGCCGAUACACUUUGGGACCUCUCAUCUGCGAGGGUGAUGAUUUGUUCAAUAAUGAAGUAACUUUCCGUGUGGCUGACGCAACGAUAAAUUUACCCACUUUCGACAUGGGUCACAGCGGUGAUAUUUAUUUCGAAUUCAAAACAACCCGUCGAGACGCCACUAUCAUACAUAGUACAGGCUCAACAGAUGAGAUCAAGGUGUCGAUAGUCACAGGCGAUAAAAUCCAAUUUAAAUAUCAAGCUGGUGAUGGCUCGAACACAGUGAGUGUUCAAACGUCUUAUCCUUUGGACGACGACCGGUGGCACACUGUCUCGGUCGAGAGGAAUCGAAAAGAAGCCCGAAUCGUAAUCGAUGGCGCUCUCAAAAAUCAAAUAUUAGAACCUCCCGGACCAGUUCGAGCUCUGCAUUUAACUUCCGACUUUGUUGUUGGCGGUACGACCCAUUAUCGUGAUGGUUUCGUCGGUUGCAUACGCGGAUUGUUACUCAAUGGGCAACUCCAAGAUUUGAGGCAAUAUGCGAGACGUGGGCUCUACGGUGUAAGCGAAGGAUGCUCCGGGCGCUGCGAAAGUAAUCCUUGUCUGAACAAUGGUACUUGUACCGAAGGGUACGAUUCUUACACCUGCGACUGUCGUUGGACCGCUUUCAAAGGACCGAUUUGCGCCGAUGAAAUCGGAGUAAACAUGCAGCAAAGUUCGAUGAUAAAGUACGACUUCGUGGGAAGUUGGCGUUCGACAAUAGCGGAGAAGAUACGCGUUGGAUUUACAACGACGAGUCCUCGAGGAUUUUUGUUGGGUCUGUUCUCAAAUAUAUCCGGAGAGUACAUGACGAUAAUGGUGUCGAACAGUGGCCACUUGAGAGUAGUUUUUGAUUUCGGAUUUGAGAGGCAAGAAGUGAUAUUCCCAUCAAAGUUUUUCAAUCUUGGCCAAUAUCACGACCUUCGGAUCAGUCGUAAAAAUUCCGGAGCAACGCUUGUCAUACAAGUUGAUAAUUACGAAGAAAAAGAAUUCAACUUCAACAUCAAAGAAUCGGCGGAUGCCCAAUUUAAUAAUAUUCAAUACAUGUAUAUUGGAAGAAACGAAUCGAUGUCCGAAGGUUUUAUCGGAUGUAUUUCAAGGGUUGAAUUCGACGAUAUUUAUCCGUUGAAAUUACUGUUCCAAGAAAAUGGACCCUCGAAUGUAAAAUCAAUCGGUACACCGGUAUUCGAAGAUUUUUGCGGUGUCGAACCCGUCACUCAUCCGCCAAAUAUCGUCGAAACUCGUCCACCUCCACGCGUCGACGAAGAUAUCCUGAAAUCUGCUUACAACGAAACCGACACCGCGGUUCUUGGCAGCGUUCUUGCAGUUAUUCUUAUUGCCCUCAUUAUCAUGGCCAUCCUUAUUGGACGAUACAUGUCCAGACACAAAGGCGAAUAUCUGACUCAAGAGGACAAAGGAGCCGAAGUCGCUCUCGAUCCUGAUUCCGCUGUUGUUCAUUCUACGACCGGACAUCAAGUUCAAAAACGAAAAGAGUGGUUCAUCUGAUUACCAAAAACCAAAAAACUGAUAAAAAGACGAAAGAUGAAGACUCUGUUUUAUUUACUUUCACCAUCUUUACUCUUACGGAAAAAUAUUAUUCAAUCUUUAUUUUUUGACGGAUUUUUUCAAAAAUACUAUGAAUAUAUGAAUUCAUAUAUUCCGGUUUGGACGAUCUUUUCAAUUGUUCGAUAAACACUUCCAAAGUGCUCUCAAGAUCAUGGUCCAUUGUGCCUUUGAGUGCCAGAAGAAUAACUGCUUUUUUACCGUUUACAUGAAUAAUAUUUAAGGUUCAAUCAUUUUUUCCGUGAGGAAAAAUUAAAAAAUUUUCAUCUCCACUCAUUUUUUAUUUCGAUUUGAACGAAUAAUGCAUUUAAGUCAUUAUAAAAAAAAUCUUAUCUUCUUCCGUUUGUAUUUCGUAAGACGUAAAAAUUUGUUUUAUGCGAAGAAAAAAAAUCAAACGUUCAACGUAUAGUUUUUCUUAUGAUUUGAAAUUUUACGAAAUUUGUUUCAAUUUUAUCUUUUUUAUUCGUGUUUUAUAAUCGAAAAACGAAACGUUUUUCUCACCAAAGUCCACAAACCGGAGAGCUUGUAACGAUCGAAUCUCAUCGUUAUUCCUCAUCCACGGAAGCAAUUUUAAUGAAAAAAGUAUUGUUUUUUUUUUUUUACUUUUUUCUAAAAAGAAUUUUUUUUAAUAUUGUCACGAAACAAAUUACAUAGAUACCACAACUAACACUCGGAAGGUUCGGUCAAAUACUCGAAAUUAAUUCACUACUAAUGAAGUUUCAAGUUGAAAAUUUAAAGUCAUACAGACUUCGUGAUAUGAAUAUUGAUCGUAUGUAAAUACAGUUUGGAAGAAAUAUCUCAUAAAGAGAAUCAAAGAAAACGAACACUUUAGUAUAAUCAAAUUCUUGACCGAACCUUCAUCGAAUAAUAGAGCUUUCUCGACCCACAAACAAUGAAUUUUUUUUUAAGAAUUAGAAUUUAGUGCCAAUCAACAAGGGUAGCAUGUACCUUUAUUAUCAUUUGCUCGAUAACAUUUGAGAACGAUUGAAAGCGUUACUCAAUGAAAAAACAAAUUGUCACGAGUAUAAUAAUACCAUUUUUAUUCGAGGAUGAAAUUAUAAUUUAUAAUUUCAUCCAGUUCGCAAACAGACUCUUAGAGGAGAAGUAGAUAAAAAAAAAACUAAAUAAAAAAAAAAGAAAAACAGAAAAUAGUCAGUCGAAGGUUGAUGAGUGUGUUCAUAUUAACCUGUACAAAAGAACCUUCUUGGCACAUGUGCGAGUGUGUAUUUUUGUUUCUCGUCCAAUAUCUUAUCUACUUACACAGUAUUAGUCGUAACUUUUACCGUCCAAACUGCAUUUUGCGAAAUAUUUUUUAUUUUUAUUUUUUAUUUUCGUUUGCAAUUGUGUUAUUUUUAAUUUAUAAUGAUUUAGUUUUAAUUUGCGAUGUUUAUUCUUAGUUUAAACCCUGCCAAUACAAAAAAUUUCAAUCUUCAGGAGAGCUUGACACUUGCGAGAAAAAAAUAUUUUUUACAGAAUAAAAAAAUCGCGGUGGAACGUCCAGUCACGAUUGUAAAACGGUUUUGCAAUUGAUGAAAAAAUGUCUUACGACCGAUUUUCCCAAACGUGAAUAUGAAUUUGAGAAAUUCAUAUCGCCUGCGUAAUUGAAUAAUCAAAUCAAAGUGACACCAUUUUAUACACGAUGAAUCGUUAGAGAUUGUGGAGCUCUCCAAAAAUUUACAGUGUGGACAACAUUAAAAGGAAAAAUCCACAGCUAAUUAUAGUUUGAAAAUGAAAACACUUGUAAUACUGAGAAUGUAUAUAUAAUAUAUACGUGACUUUUGUACAAUGAACGGAAAAGCAGACAUGAUUAUUUUGUACCCGGAGAAAAGAAGAGAUAAGGGAGCAAAUAUACGUGUACAGAAUUCUCAUACAUUCUAAA
Messenger RNA from Venturia canescens, 5893 nucleotides. RefSeq names its product neurexin-4 (gene Nrx-IV). The coding region runs from base 154 to 3957 and encodes 1267 amino acids. The record is from RefSeq and is a predicted model, not a curated record. The transcript has 11 exons. NCBI's taxonomy places the organism in Eukaryota, Metazoa, Arthropoda, Insecta, Hymenoptera, Ichneumonidae.